Molecule: messenger RNA, 1227 nt
Organism: Sitodiplosis mosellana (orange wheat blossom midge)
Lineage: Eukaryota; Metazoa; Arthropoda; Insecta; Diptera; Cecidomyiidae
Product: zinc finger protein 37 homolog
Exons: 3
Biological process (GO): regulation of transcription by RNA polymerase II
Molecular function (GO): DNA-binding transcription factor activity; RNA polymerase II cis-regulatory region sequence-specific DNA binding
Source: RefSeq, a predicted model, not a curated record
AUGUGCAAUCAUGUUGCGGAUUUCAAAUCCAAACUCGAAGUACACUUGCGAACUCACACUGGAGAAAAGCCGUUUCAGUGUGAUAUUUGUUCGAAGUCAUUUUCGGAUAAAGGUAAUCUGAACCGUCAUAAGAGAACGCUUGGUCAAUUUCGUUGUUCAAAAUGUAAUCAAGGAUUUGAACAAGAAUCAGCCAAGAUCGACCAUGAAGCGCUAUGCAAUCCUCUACAAUUUGAAUGCGAUAUAUGCGGGCAUCAAACAAUGAAUAAAUCAAAUUUGACUAAGCAUAUGCAGGUUCACACCGAGGAAAAGCCGUUCGAGUGCUCAAUUUGUUUCAAGUCGUUUGCAAGAAACCCUCAUCUCCGAAUUCAUUCGAUGACUCACAAAGAUGAACUGCCGAAUGCUUGUUCGGAAUGUGGUCGACGAUUUGCCACUUCGAAAGAUAAGCAAACACACGAAAUGCGCUGCCAACGAAGUCUUUUCGCAUGUAGUGUAUGUCAUUACAAAACUGUUCAAAAGAGUCAUUUGAAGCAGCACAUGCAAUCAAAACACGGAGCCAAAAGAUCGAUCGAAUCACACAGCGAUCAGUUCCCAUUCCAAUGCUCCAAGUGCCUCGGAGGAUACGUAACCGAAGAUGGAAAAGAGAUUCAUGAAGAUAGCUGUGGCUACCGUCAGUAUCAAUGCCAUUUGUGCAAAGAGCAUCGCCGAGACAAACAAAUGUUGAAGAACCACAUGCGAAAAGAUCAUACCGGAGAGCGGGAAAUGAAGCCAUUCAAAGGUGUUUCUGGUAGACGCUGCAAGCGCAAAUCAAAGUGCACAAAGGUUGAAGUCAAGCAAGAGCCGGUGAUUAAAGAAGAGCUCAAUGACGGUGACGAUGUCAUGAACAUACCACGGCCAAGAGUUGAUGGAAGAUAUCGUGCGAAUUACGAUAGGCCGAUUGACUUUGACUAUGACUUCGAUGAAGUAAAAGAUGAAAUCAAAUGUGAAGAAGAAGAGACGGACAAAGAAAAGGACUCGACGCCAUGUGAACGAUCAAAUGAGAGAGCUGGCGAUAAUGAUGAUGACAACGAAGAGCAAAUGGGUGACGCAAUCGAUGUUCAACCAUCGCAACAGGUCAGUAGUGGAAAGAAACGGAAUGGAAGCUCUGAAAGACCAAACAAACGAUCUAUUCCCAGGAAUCAAGCGGCCAAAAACAAAAAGAAACACAAAUGUCAUGUGUGCAAUCAUUUG